CGUCUUCCAGCCAGUAGGCAGAGACGUGCAUCCUUUUACUUGACAGAGCUGAGGAGGAAAAAAAAAUCAAAAUGGCGAUGCACGGACCUGGAAGAUCAGCUAACGUCAGUGCACUGUCAUCUGUUACUUUCCAAUUGCUGCUGAAACUGACAGCAGUCUACUUUGUCUUCUAUUUCCUGUUCACUCUCGGCUUGAUCAUCAGAAAGAGCUUGGUGCUGCCUUAUCCUGUUGAUGCUCUGGUCUGUGAUGUCUGUCUGCUGUUCCUGCUGGCUGCUCUGGAUUUCCUCCAUUUUUUCUGUGGUGUGAAGGGCAACCUGACGGAGAGUGAGCGCUAUAUUCUGGCUAACCUCAUUGUGACAGGGACAACUAUCCUGCUGACGAUCUACUUCCUAGUGUGGCAGACAUACGUGAUGAGGGCAGACGUAAUCAUUAGCAGUGUCUUACUCGUUGCCUACGGCUUAGAUGGAGUCCUGGCUCUCAGCACUCUAGCCCGACUGGCCAGGUCAGUCCCACUCUCAUUAGUUUUCAUCACAGACAGUAUAUAUUAAACCUCAUUGGCCAUAGACUGGCUCAAUGGAUGUACAUUGCUGGGAUUGAGCCUGACAUCACGUGCCUGAUGCCUCUCACUAUCUCCGCUAUUGGGGCUUAGUCCCACCCUGGCAAUGUCUGGCAAUGCAAGACUACACCAGCUAUGAUAGAUGGCUUUAUUGGAUUUUUGGACAUGUGAGAUCACAAAUCUUUUUUUGACAGUUGCACGUCAGCAUAAAUGAUAGACGGGUCGGUAAAUUGCAAUAUCUGGUGUCAUACAUAGACUACAUACUGUACUUCAUUAUCACAUGAAAAGACUGGCCUACAUCAUAGUCUCCAUUUAUUUUGAUUGACAAGAUAUUUCGACAUAAUUAGCAUCUCAUACGUAUGUUUUGAAAUACCUGACUGCACUGAGCUUUCCUUUUGUUCAUGCUUAGGUCCAUGAUUGAAAUAAGCCCUGGUUCCCUUUAGGACUAGUUUGAAUUAUUGAUAUGGGUGGCAUUCAUUCAAGUGAUACUGUAUACCUUGUACAAUGUCGUCACAUCCACAAAUUUUCCUCUCAAGAUAGAUCCCAGGACAAUAAUACAAUCUCUUAUUCUGGAUGGAUAUUGUUGUAUUCAGGUGGCUGAUGGCCGAAAUACAUUCAUACAUCAACAUGGAUGAAGACUUGUGAAAAACCAAACUAAACCUGCAGUCAUUUGCAAGAUUAAUUUUGGAUAAUUACACAUUGUUUCAUACACUUUUUUGUGUCUCAUGUGCUUUAAGUUUGUUCAGGUACAGUUGAAUAUACAGUAAUAACUGAUUGGUUUUUGCUCUUCUUU
Messenger RNA from Perca fluviatilis (European perch), 1349 nucleotides. Its product is annotated as transmembrane protein 80-like. NCBI's taxonomy places the organism in Eukaryota, Metazoa, Chordata, Actinopteri, Perciformes, Percidae. The transcript is spliced from 5 exons. The coding region runs from base 72 to 548 and encodes 158 amino acids. Gene Ontology annotation, biological process: non-motile cilium assembly. The record is from RefSeq and is a predicted model, not a curated record. Gene Ontology annotation, cellular component: ciliary transition zone.